AUGUCCAGGACCAAUAUUCACAUCCCAAGCCUUGGCGGAUCCAAUGCCUUCACCCGGACUCUGAGCAAGGAAGACGUGAAGAUCUGUGUAGCCGUCGAAGAAGCAUUUACAGAGCCAGAGAGAUGCUCUGAAGAAAAGUUCUACUAUCGCCUGGGAGCAUGCCCGGAGCUAUGUCUAGGACUCUUUGUUGAGAAUGAGCAAGACCCAGCUUCAUCCACACUCAUUGGACAUGUCAUUGCAGUGCGCUCUCCCUAUACGCGUAUCACGGACGGAUCGAUGUCCAUGCCGGAGAAUUGGCGAACACUGCCGGAUGAUGAGCCUGUUUUUGUCAAUGAUGAAUUAAUCGGAAAUCACAAGUACGGCGACACUAUUGCAAUUCACUCUGUUGCUAUUUCACCGGAGUAUCAGGGCAAAAAAGUUGGGAGAGCUCUGGUUCGGGCGUACAUUGAGCAUCUUGGGAGGGGUCGUUUUGGGGCGGGCAGGGUUGUGCUUAUUGCGCAUGACUAUUUAGUGAACUUUUAUGAGAGUGUUGGGUUUAAGAACCAAGGGAGAAGCCAGUCUAAUUUUGCAGGUGGUGUUUGGUUUGAUAUGACUUAUUCAUUCGAGUGCUGA
Molecule: messenger RNA, 612 nt
Organism: Penicillium vulpinum
Lineage: Eukaryota; Fungi; Ascomycota; Eurotiomycetes; Eurotiales; Aspergillaceae
Exons: 2
Coding region: 1-612 (203 amino acids)
Cellular component (GO): cytoplasm
Molecular function (GO): aralkylamine N-acetyltransferase activity
Source: RefSeq, a predicted model, not a curated record